Molecule: messenger RNA, 797 nt
Organism: Drosophila navojoa
Lineage: Eukaryota; Metazoa; Arthropoda; Insecta; Diptera; Drosophilidae
Gene: Ktl
Product: BTB/POZ domain-containing protein Ktl
Biological process (GO): protein homooligomerization
Source: RefSeq, a predicted model, not a curated record
AAGAGAUUAAUAGUGUUCGAAAGUUUGAAGCAUUGAAGCACAAGCAUCGAGAUGCCCGAAAUCGUGGAGUUAAAUGUGGGCGGCGUGCACUAUACGACGACGCUGAAUACCCUGCUGCAGGAGAAGGGCACGCUGCUGUGCGAGCUGUUCGAGGGGCCCGAGGGGCGCGACUCCCUGGCCAAGGACAGCAAGGGCCGUUAUUUUCUGGACCGCGACGGCGUCCUCUUCCGCUACAUACUGGACUUUUUGCGCGACAAGGCAUUGAAUCUGCCGGAGGGCUUCCGCGAACGGCAGCGCCUGCUGCGCGAGGCCGAGCACUUCAAGCUGACGGCGAUGCUGGAGUGCAUUCGCGGCGAUCGGGAUGCCCGUCCGCCGGGCUGCAUUACAAUCGGCUAUCGCGGCAGCUUCCAGUUCGGCAAGGACGGCCUGGCCGACGUCAAGUUCCGCAAGCUGUCGCGGAUUCUGGUCUGCGGGCGGGUGGCGCAGUGCCGCGAGGUGUUUGGCGACACGCUGAACGAGUCCCGGGACCCGGACCAUGGCGGCCCGGACCGUUAUACGUCGCGCUUCUUCCUCAAGCACUGCUUCAUCGAGCAGGCGUUCGACAAUCUGCACGAGCACGGCUAUCGCAUGGCCGGCAGCUGCGGCUCCGGCACGGCUGGCUCCGCGGCCGAGCCCAAGCCCGGCGUAGACACGGAGGAGAAUCGCUGGAAUCACUACAAUGAAUUUGUCUUCAUACGGGAUUAAGCAGAGCUGGCGGGUUUCCUAUAAUCUUCUUAAGCUUGUGAUACGAUCCAAAA